AUGGCCACAACAAAAUGGGCGAUGUUCGUAACAACAACUUUAGCUUGGGAAUUGUCGCACGCUGUAGAUGGGCUCAUCUUGAUUGUUUUCCACGAUAGAUUUCGUGUGAUAUUGUGUCAGCCAUCACUACUGUGGCAAUAA
Cooperia oncophora is the source of this 141-nucleotide messenger RNA. The record is from the annotation of a GenBank genome assembly. Lineage: Eukaryota; Metazoa; Nematoda; Chromadorea; Rhabditida; Trichostrongylidae.